AUGUCUGUCAGGAGUCCACCUAAUAUGAUGCCACGAAAUAAUUUGGAAGCCUCUACUUGUAAAAUGGCAGAGCCAUUUAAUUUUGAGAAAAAGGAAAGCAAGCUUCCACCCCACGAUUCUCUGAGAAGUCCUGUAGCACAGCAUAACCACCCCAAUUUCAGACUGAAAAGCCCAGAGAACGGAAAUAAAAAGAACAAUUUUCUGCUUUGUGAACAAAACAAACAAUAUUUAGCUAGUCAGGAAAACAAUUCGGUGGUCUCGUCAAACCCUGCUGGCAUCAAUGGAGAAGUAGGUGGGUCCAAAGGAGACAGGAAGACAUUGCCGACAGGAAACCCAGUAUCACCAUUAAGUCUUGGAAACAAUUCACCACCUAACCAAGUAAAAACUAAGCCCAGCAAUAAUGUGACUCCUGAAAAGUCAAAAAAAUCCCACAAGUUGUUUGAGAAUGCCUUGUCCGUAAAUAAUCCAGCACUCUUCAACUCUUUAGGACCACCCCUUCGGUCAACAACCUGCCACCGCUGUGGCCUGUUUGGGUCCCUGAGGUGUUCCCAGUGCAAGCAGACGUACUACUGCUCCACGGCGUGCCAGAGGAGAGACUGGUCUUCCCACAGCACCGUCUGUAGACCUGUACAGCAGAGUUUGCACAAGCUUGAAGAUAAUAAAUCACCAUUUGAAACAAAGACCAUUGAAGUGAAGAAUGAGGUUGAUUGUCCCCUGGGAGUUACUAAAGAAAUGACAGCUGGUGCUGAGAGAAUAAUGUUCUCUGAGCUGAGAAGUCUCCAACUCAAGAAAACCAUGGAAAUAAAGGGUACAGUUACUGAGUUCAAGCACCCGAGUAACUUUUAUGUCCAGUUGUAUUCUUCGGAAGUUCUAGAAUACAUGAACCAACUCUCCACAAGCUUGAAAGAGGCAUAUGCAAAUAUGGUGCCUGAAGAGGGUUAUCUUCCUAUUAAGGGGGAAGUUUGUGUUGCCAAAUACACAGUUGAUCAGACCUGGAACAGAGCUGUAAUACAAGAUGUUGAUGUGCUGCAGAAGAAGGCACAUGUCUUAUACAUUGACUAUGGAAACGAAGAGAUAAUUCCAAUAGACAGAAUUCACCAGCUAAGCAGAGGCAUUGACUUGUUUCCUCCUUCCGCUAUAAAGUGCUAUGUGUCAGGAGUUGUCCCCACCACGGGCAAGUGGAGUGAGGACUGUGUCGCUGCUGUCAAAGCCCUGCUGUUGGAGCAGUACUGCUCCAUCAGGGUCGUGGACAUCUCAGAGGAGCAGGUGAUCACCUGUGCCGUCGACGUUGUGCUACAGAGUUCAGGAAAACAGCUGGACCAUGUGCUUGUGGAAAUGGGAUAUGGUGUGAAACCCAGUGAGCAGAGCACCAAGAAGCAAAGUGUGGACCACAGUGCUUCAGAGGACGGUGGAGGAGUGACAACUGAGAACAAGAUUGUGACAGACAGAAAUACCCUGAUCCCCAAAGUGCUGACUUUGAAUGUGGGUGAUGAGUUCUGUGGCGUGGUUGCCCACAUCCAGACACCAGAAGACUUCUUUUGUCAGCAGCUGCAGAGCGGCCACAAGCUUGCUGAGCUUCAGGAAUCCCUCAGUGAAUACUGUGGGCACGUGACUCCACGCUCUGACUUUUACCCAACCAUUGGGGAUGUGUGUUGUGCUCAGUUCUCAGAGGAUGAUCAGUGGUAUCGCGCGUCAGUUUUGGCCUACGCUUCUGAAGAAUCUGUCCUGGUGGGAUAUGUCGACUAUGGAAACUUUGAGAUUCUUAGUUUGAAAAGACUUUGUCCCAUAAUUCCAAAGUUGUUGGAUUUGCCAAUGCAAGCUGUAAAUUGUGUGCUGGCAGGAGUGAAGCCAUCAUUAGGAAUUUGGACUCCAGAAGCUAUUUGUGUCAUGAAAAAGAUUGUACAGAACAGAAUGGUCACAGUGAGAGUGGUGGGCAUGCUGGGCACCAGGGCCCUGGUGGAGCUCACAGACAGGUCGGUGGCUCCUCACGUCAGCGCGUCUAAAGCUCUCAUAGACUCAGGCUUUGCUGUGGAGGAAAAGGACUUAGUGGCAGAAAAAGGCAGCAGUAUGCACGCAGCCAGCGUUCCCUUGGCCAUGGAAGGAACAGCAGAGGCGUUGGAGUGGACAUGGGUUGAGUUCACUGUUGAUGAGACGGUGGAUGUGAUGGUCUGCGUGAUGUACAGCCCAGGGGAGUUCUAUUGCCACUUUCUUAAAGACGACGCCUUAAAGAAGCUUGAGGACUUAAAUAAGUCCUUAGCGGACUACUGUGCACACAAGCUGCCCAAUGGCUUUAAGGCCGAGAUAGGACGGCCCUGCUGUGCCUUUUUCGCAGGUGACGGCAACUGGUACCGGGCUCUAGUCAAGGAGAUCUUACCGAGUGGGAAUGUUAAAGUCCACUUUGUGGAUUACGGAAAUGUUGAGGAAGUUACCACAGACCAACUCCAGGCGAUAUCACCACAGUUCUUACUACUUCCAUUUCAGGGGAUGCAGUGCUGGCUAGUAGAUAUACAGCCCCAAAACAAGCAUUGGACAAAAGAAGCCACAGCAAGAUUUCAAGCGUGUGUUGCAGGGCUCAAACUCCAAGCCAGAGUUGUGGAAAUCACCGAGAACGGGGUGGGCGUUGAACUCACCGAUCUUUCCACUCCUUAUCCCAAAAUCAUUAGUGAUGUUCUCAUCACAGAAAAUUUGGUCUUAAGAUGUGGUUCACCACAGAAGGAUGCACUGAUGAGCAGACCUGCUGAUAAACAUGACCAGAUGGACAGCCAGAGGGUGCAAGCCAGCCCUUCAGCAGAGCAGUGGAAGACGAUAGAGUUGCCAGUUAACAAGACUGUAGCAGCGAAUGUACUAGAGAUCAUCAGCCCAGCCUUGUUUUAUGCCAUGCCCAGUGAGAUGCCAGAAAAUCAAGAGAAGCUAUGUGUGUUAACAGCUGAAUUGUUAGAACACUGUAACGCCCAGAAAGGCCAGCCAUCCUACAGACCACGGACAGGAGAAGCGUGCUGUGCUAAAUAUACAAAUGAUGACUUCUGGUACCGGGCCAUUGUUCUGGAAACGUCAGACUGUGAUGUGAAAGUUCUCUACGCAGAUUAUGGAAACAUCGAAACACUGCCUCUUUCCAGAGUACAACCCAUCAUGGCCAGACACUUUGAGCCGCCCUUCCAGAUCAUUAGAUGCUCACUCGAGGGGCUGAUGGAGCUGAAUGGAAGCUGUUCACAGUUGGUGCUGGAGCUGCUGAGGAAUGCCAUGCUGAACCAGAGUGUGUUUCUCUCUGUGAGAGCAAUUUCACAGAAUAUCCACACAGUGUCAGUCGAAAAGUGUUCUGAGAAUGGAAUGAUCAAUAUAGCUGAGAAUCUGGUGAUGUGUGGUCUGGCAGAAAACCUCACAUCUAAAAGGAAAAGUGCUUCAACUAAAGAGACUCCACACAGCACAGAUUGCUGCUGCACAGAGUUACAGAAACAGAUUGAGAAACACGAACAGAUUCUCCUCUUCCUAUUAAACAAUCCAACCAACCAAAAUAAAUUUAUAGAGAUGAAAAAGCUGCUGAAAAAAACAUCAUCUCUGGGAAAUAAACCCUGA
Molecule: messenger RNA, 3573 nt
Organism: Arvicanthis niloticus (Nile rat)
Lineage: Eukaryota; Metazoa; Chordata; Mammalia; Rodentia; Muridae
Source: RefSeq, a predicted model, not a curated record